AUGUUUGAUGAAAAUAUCAAUUCAAGUGAUUCUAAAUCAAUUGAAAAUAAUAAUAAUCAAAAACAAUCAAUUCAAACACCAUUAAGAAAAGUUAAUUCAAAUACUUUUUUUUAUUUACCAAAUACAAACACUAAUAAUGUCAAAUCUACAACUAGAAAUGAUCAAAUACUUACAAAUAAUUCAAUUUCAAAAGAAAAUAUUGAUCUUGAUCAAGAACAAAGUUUAUCAAGUGAAGAAUUUUAUGAAGCUUCACCAACAUUAGAAUUUGAAGAAUUAUAUUUUCCAACUUUAUUAAAUGAAAUAAAUUAUCCCCUUGUAAAUGUACCAAUUCAACCUCAUAUGUUAAAACCUUUAAAUUCAAAUAUAAAUAAAGAAUUAAAUUUAAAAAAUAUUCCAAUUGCAAAUAUUCCUAAAUCUUUCCCAUUAAAUCAAGAAAAUAAAACUAUUGAAGAAGAUUCAUUGUGUAAAAUUUUAGAAUUUGAAUUUAAAUUAAUUGAUGAUGAAAAAAAAUCUGAAGAAGAUGGUAAUGUUGAAUCAAAUAAUGUUAAAAAAGGAUCUUGGUGGACUAGAACAGAUCAUUGGUCAAAUUUAAUUGGACGUGUUGAAUCAGAUCAACAAUCAACAGUUGAUUUAAUUGAUUCUAAUAUUGAUGAUAUUUUUGUAAAUAUUCAUAAAUUUUGA
Lodderomyces pseudojiufengensis is the source of this 681-nucleotide messenger RNA. RefSeq lists its product as uncharacterized. The record is from RefSeq and is a predicted model, not a curated record. Lineage: Eukaryota; Fungi; Ascomycota; Pichiomycetes; Serinales; Debaryomycetaceae. Bases 1 to 681 code for a protein of 226 amino acids. The transcript has a single exon.